AUGUCGACCGGCAAGAACAUCCGCGCGACCAAGCGCUUCAUCACCGGCCACGACAAGGACGGCCGAGAAAUCUUCCACGACGAGGUGCCCGAUGAUGCGCCCAUGUACUCGCUCCCUGGAGAUGCCGACUUCGCGCUCUGCUAUGCGACCAAGGGCUACCCAAUCGACAUGUCGGACAACAAGGACAUCGCCACGUACCAAAACUACCUGACGAAUCUGCCGGGCAUCACGAUAUCGGGCGGGUCGGUGCUGCGCAUGGUUGAUAUGCAUCCUGGGGCGACGUCGCCCAUGCACCGCACCGUCAGCUUGGACUACGGCGUCGUGCUCGAGGGCGAAAUCGAGCUGAUUCUGGACUCGGGCGAGAAGAGAGUCAUGAAGAGGGGCGACAUCAGCAUCCAGCGCGGCACGAACCACGCGUGGCGGAACAUGAGCGAGACGGAGUGGGCGCGCAUGCUUUACAUUCUGCUGCCGGUGCAGCCUAUUAAGAUUGGCGACAAGGUGCUGGGCGAGGACAGCAACAUUCCGGGCGUCAGGGCGUCGGACUAG
Molecule: messenger RNA, 546 nt
Organism: Lasiodiplodia theobromae
Lineage: Eukaryota; Fungi; Ascomycota; Dothideomycetes; Botryosphaeriales; Botryosphaeriaceae
Product: Cupin domain protein
Exons: 1
Coding region: 1-546 (181 amino acids)
Source: RefSeq, a predicted model, not a curated record